AUGACCAUCAAGUCCUUCGUUCUUUCUUGCUUGCUCAUUGGAGCCGUCCACGCAGAGGACGCAAAGGAUCUCAGCAAACAUAAUUGCUGUCUUCAUAUCAAAGACGCCAGUGACGCUUGGUGGAUGACAAAUCCCGACGUCACCAAAGAAGUCUGCCAGUCGUACUACAACAAUAUCGCGCAAUUUGACAGCAAGACUGGGACGUGCGACGAGCACAAAAAUGGGACGAUCAAGGAUGCGGACUGGAAGAGCAAGUGCAAGAUUUAUGGAACGUCAUUGGGCUGGACUGAUGAUCGGGUUGGUGCUGGGCAUGACGCGACGUGUUAUCCGAUAGACGCGUGA
This is a messenger RNA of Fusarium fujikuroi IMI 58289, 342 nucleotides long. RefSeq lists its product as uncharacterized. The coding region runs from base 1 to 342 and encodes 113 amino acids. The record is from RefSeq and is a predicted model, not a curated record. The transcript is spliced from 3 exons. NCBI's taxonomy places the organism in Eukaryota, Fungi, Ascomycota, Sordariomycetes, Hypocreales, Nectriaceae.